Racocetra persica is the source of this 212-nucleotide messenger RNA. NCBI's taxonomy places the organism in Eukaryota, Fungi, Glomeromycota, Glomeromycetes, Diversisporales, Gigasporaceae. The record is from the annotation of a GenBank genome assembly.
UUAAUCAUUUUACAAUAUGUACGAUUAAUGAGCUUCUUACUUUGCUCCAAAAGAAUACAAAUUUUGAUUUUUCAAAUUCCGUAGUUGACCAAGAGAAUGAAAAUAUCAAACAUCAAAAUAGUCAAGAAAGUGAUUCAUCAAUAAGCAUUAGUACAGAUGAACGUGUUAACUCAAAAUCUCAAAAAAAAAGAAAAGCACUCUCACCUGUAUAG